Messenger RNA from Penicillium malachiteum, 750 nucleotides. RefSeq lists its product as uncharacterized. The coding region runs from base 1 to 750 and encodes 249 amino acids. The transcript has 2 exons. Lineage: Eukaryota; Fungi; Ascomycota; Eurotiomycetes; Eurotiales; Aspergillaceae. The record is from RefSeq and is a predicted model, not a curated record.
AUGGCAGACCCUUACAACCCAUACACUCAGUACCCCACGCCUACCCCAGGCGGGGUCGGUUAUUACCCGCCAGAGGAGCAGGCCCACCAGCCUGCAUAUGGGUACCAGCAGCAGCCAUACGCGGGCGAAAAUUACGAAAAUGCAGGACCGCAGCAGGUACCACCAAACUACUACGAAUCUCAGCCUCAGUCCAGUUCGUACCACCUUGCUCCAGAGGCUUAUCAAAAUAACGCCUCUGAGAGAAGUUACACACCAACUGGACAUCCAGACUAUCAAGGACCAGUAUCUGGAACCGGGAUUCCACAGGGUGGCAAAACCCCCGAGAAUCUGGGAUACUAUGGUGGCCAUCCAGCCGAUCAGCCACGAUACUCCCCAAUUCCAAGCCCUCAGCCAGCAUCUGUACAGGUUUCAGGAGCUCCAGAACACCCGAAGUACGAUGAGGAUGGUCGCCCGUUGGACGAGGCUGAUGGAGAGACCGAUCGUGGUCUAGGUAGUUCACUUGCAGGUGGUGCGGCUGGAUAUUACUUAGGUCAUAAGAAGGACCAUGGGCUACUUGGUGCAAUUGGUGGUGCGAUCGUUGCGAACUUUGUAGAGCAUAAGGUGAAGGAUCAUCGUGAGAGUUCCUCUGAGAAUCGCCAUGAUGAGAGUAGCCAUGAUGGACACAGUCAUCAUGGACAUCAUCACCACCACCAUCAUCAUGAACAUCGAAGCCGAAGCCAUUCGCGUCACCGGGAGGAUGAUGACUACUAG